ACAGGGUGUUUUACUUCCAGAGGAAGGAAGGGCCCAGUGCAGUGUGUUUUCACACUCAUUUAUGAGUACAGUGGUAGUUAGUCUGGAGUAAUGGACGUUGCCUGCAGUGUUUUUAAUGAAUCUGCAGAACAGUUAAGAAAUCCUCUGGAGAGAGAAGAGCAUUCUCAGUACAAACCUUUUGUUGUAAACUAAAACACAAGAAGUUCCACAGCAUGUGGAAAAACUUACUGACAUAGAGAGUGGCAGAGUGCUGGGACAGGCUGCCCAGGGAGGUUCUGGAUUCUCCCUUUUUAGAGACAUUCCAGACCUACAGGAACACAUUCUUGUGUCACCUCUCCAGUUGACCCUGCUUUGGCAGAGGGUUUGGACUGGAUGAUUUCCAAAGAUCCCUUCCAACCCUAAUCAUUCUGUGAUUCCACGUCUUUUAAUUAUGGAAUUGCUGCCUUUCCCAGUGCCGCUGGCAGAGCUGUCCCUGAUGAACAAGUUGAUCCACACAUCCCUGGUGGAGUCCCAGCAGCACGUGGAGAUCCUGCAGCGGAACCCCAACUCCCCACUCUUUUCCAUCAAGACCUUUGAGGAGCUGCCCCUGAAGAAGGAGCUCUUGCAGGGGGUUUAUAUGAUGGGCUUCAACAGACCAUCCAAAAUCCAGGAGCAGGCUCUGCCGGUCAUGCUGGCAUACCCGCCCCAAAACUUGAUUGCCCAGAGCCAGUCAGGGACAGGGAAAACAGCAGCUUUUGUCUUGGCCAUGUUGAGCAGAGCCAGUGCCAGCGAGAAAUACCCCCAGUGCCUCUGCCUGGCUCCCACCUACGAGCUGGCUCUGCAGAUCGGGCAGGUGGUGCGGACCAUUGGGAAGUUCUGCACUGACAUCAGGGUGAACUACGCUGUCCGGGGAAACCGAGUUCUAAAGGGCAUGGUGCUGGAGGAGCAGAUCAUCAUUGGAACGCCAGGCACUACACUGGACUGGUGCUUCAAACAACACAUCCUGGACCUGACAAAGAUCUCCUUGUUCGUGCUGGACGAGGCUGACAUCAUGAUUGACAUGCAGGGCCUCUCCUGUCAGAGCAUCCGCAUCCACAGGUCUCUUCCCAAGAGCUGCCAGGUGCUCCUGUUCUCAGCCACUUACAAGGAACCCGUGCGAGCCUUUGCAGAGCGGAUCAUCCCUGACCCCAUCGUGAUCAAGCUGCGUGAGGAGGAGCUCACCCUCAGCAACAUCAGGCAGUACUUCAUGGUGUGCCAGAGCUUGGACGAGCAGUACAAGGCCCUCUGCAACCUCUAUGGCAGCUUCAUCAUCGGUCAGGUCAUGAUCUUCUGCCAGACCCGGAGGCUGGCAGACUGGCUGGCGGGGAAGAUGAGCCAGGACGGGCACCAGGUGGCCAUCCUGACAGCAGAGCUGACAGUGGUGCAGCGGGCCAGCGUCAUCCAGCGCUUCCGUGAGGGCAAGGAGAAGGUCCUGAUUGCCACCAACGUCUGUGCCAGAGGCAUUGAUGUGCAGCAGGUCACCACCGUGGUGAACUUUGGGCUCCCCGUGGGUCUGGACGGCGAGCCGGAUUUUGAGACGUACCUGCACCGCAUUGGGAGGGCGGGACGCUUCGGGCACCGCGGCAUCGCCUUCAGCGUGGUGCAGAGAGACACCGUGCAGCUCGUGCACAAGAUAGAGCAGUAUUUCCGCAUUUUUUCUGCCUUUCCUUGCAAGCAUUUGUCCCAGGGGACCUGGUGCCCCAGCUGAGCUCAGCCCUUUCUGUGGGAGAGGAGAUGGCAGCUGUGGAAAUCUUUCCUGAGUGGAAAUUGAUUGUCACUUGCUAACAUCAAGAGGAUUUUCGUGGGAUUUGCCAGAUGCCAGGGCUGCACUGAUGGCUUUUUGAAUCCCAGUGCCUGUUUUCCCUGUGAUUUUUAGAGGGAAGAAGGUUAUAGAAGCCUUCUGAUGGGCAAGAAAUGGUGUCCCUUCCUCAUCUCCGGCCUCAGAGCCACUCAGCCCUCUUGGUUCCUUUAAAUGUCCACCUGUCCUUGGAACCUGGAGUGAGGCAGACACCAGGAAGAGAAGACACGAACCACACAUUCUGGCAAAGAUUGCUGCCGUUGGGUAGAAGCAAUGAGCAACUGGAACAACUGUCUUAUGGAUGAGCCCAACCACAGCCACGGCCAGAAGGAACCAGUGUGAGGAUGAGCUCCCAGCGGUCUGACUUGUGCUUUUCAUGUUGUCACGUUGUAAUUGGAGGGUACAAACCUUCCCUGUCCUGCAUGGCUGUGGAGGUGGGAACAGGGAGUGGGGACACAUCACAGGCUGAGCCCUGCAUGCUGCUGCUGUGGGGCUGCUGCUUAUGUUUGUCAUCUUGCCUUGGCUGCUGCCCUGAUCCAGUUCCCCUCCUGCUUUCUCCCAGCUGAUUUCCCUCCUGACCCAGUUCCCCCUGCACUUCUUCCCAGCUGAUUUCCCAGAAGAGGGAAAUGCUGCAGUGAGCAGUCUGGGAGCUUCCCAGCUGGCGUGGGGCGCUCAGGUGGUGCAGACACCAGCUCAGGGGAACGGGCUCUG
Messenger RNA from Sturnus vulgaris (Common starling), 2527 nucleotides. RefSeq names its product DEAD-box helicase 25 (gene DDX25). NCBI's taxonomy places the organism in Eukaryota, Metazoa, Chordata, Aves, Passeriformes, Sturnidae. The record is from RefSeq and is a predicted model, not a curated record. Gene Ontology annotation, molecular function: RNA helicase activity; nucleic acid binding; ATP binding.